AUUUCAUGCAAAAUGAGUGCAAAGAUUGACCAGAAAGAGUAUCUGAAGAAGUAUCUAUCCAACGACGUGGGUAAGGAGAAGAAGAAAAAGAAAAAGAAGCGCCCCAUUACGGGGCAGAGCGUUACUAUUAUCGAUGAUGACGUGGAUGUGUCGAAAAUUCAGCAUCUUCACGACGAUGAACUCGAAGUGCUGAACACUGGUGAGGAUGCCCCGCAGGUGGUGGGUGUAAUUGAUGAGCGUCCACCGGAACUGAGAGCGCAAGAUUUCAAGAAUAGCUCAAAGUGGAAGUUGAUUGCUGAUGACAAUGGAUUUGAGUCCUCCCUCACGGUACAAGAAUUGGAUAGAAAAUCCGGGCGAAUUGAGAAGUCAAGCAAAGGGAAACGCGAAUACAGGUCCAGGUCGAAGAAGGACAACAGUAGUCCGGAUCUUUCACCUGUGAGACACAGAAGGAAGUCGGGUUCCCAAUCUCCCCCACGGCGCAGGAAGAGUUCGGAUUUAUCUCCUAAGCGCAAGAGAAGCCCAGAUUUAUCCCCGAGACGCAGAAGGCGCUCAAGUUCAACUCCUCAUCGUAGGAAUAGUUCAGAUUUAUCCCCGGAACGCAGGAAGAGCCGAAAUUCAAAGAGAAGGAAAAGCUCCAGUUCCUCUGCAAGAAGUUCCAGUUCUUCUCCCAGACGCAGAAGCCGAGAUCUAUCGCCUAAACGCAAAAUGUUGGCAAAGACUUAUAGACGUCGAAGCCCAGAGUCCCCACCAAGGCGCAAGAUGAAUUCCGAAUCUCCCAUGAGACACAGAAGGAGUCCAGAUUCACCACCAAGGCGCAAGAGGAGUCCAGUAUCCCCACCAAGACGCAAAAAGAGUCCAUAUUCCCGCAAGAGGAGUCCAGAUUUCCAGCCAAAGCGCAAGAGGAGUCCUGAAUCUCCUCCGAGACGUCGCAGAAGCCCAGAUUCACCACCAAGACGUAGAAGAAGCCCAGAUACUCCCCCGAGACGCAGAAAGAGUCCAGAUUUUUCCUCCAGGCGCGGAAAUAGUCCAGGUUCUCCCCCUCGACGACGUAGAAGCCCAGAAUACUCUAAUUCUGACUUAUCUCCGAAACGUCACGGAAGAGGGUAUGAAGCGUCCUACCAGGGAGACAAAAGUAAUUCUUUUUAUGCGUCAUACCGCAACAGGACACCACAAGAAUCGUUUAGAAACAGAGAAAGAUCAAAUUCACCGCGUUGGCAGCAAGAUAGAAAUAGAGGUUUCCAGUAUUCGUCAAACAGGGGCAGGGACUCAUACGGCAGGGGAGGUCGUGGAGGCCGAGGUGGUCGAGGAAGAGAUUUUGAGUACAGACAGGAUCAGUCACAGAGGGGGGACUUCUUCAGGGGAAAUCAGGCGGCAUUCGAUAGAAGAAAUGAGUCAAGAAUGGGAAAUCGAGGAAAUCGAAAUGCCCAGGAGUGGUCUCCGCGGAAACAUACUCAGAAUGCAGGAAUUUCUCCUACAAAGAGGCGAUUCAGUCCAGAAACUUCACCUGGGCCAUCAUUUGAGAAGCAUCGCAAUCAGGGAGGACAUUUCAGUAAGUCCCGAACUGAUUCCUCGCCCAAAAAGCGCGGAACAACCCCUGAUUGGGAUGACUGUCCUCCACCAUCGGGAAAUGCAGAAAAGGAACGAAAGCCCAGAACUCCCGACAGUUCUCCUGAGCGAAGUAAAAUGCAAAAGACUCUUGAGGGAAAGACAGCUGGAUUGCAGGAUGCAAAAUCACUGAGGGUGGAAAGUGAUAAGAUACGGAAACGUGAUGCUGAGGCAUUUAAUCAAAUGAGUGAUGAGGUAUCUGGGAGGAAUGCAUCAAUGGUGAUGCGUGACAAGAGAACAGGCAGGAUUAGGGAUCUUGAUCGAGAAGCAGAGAAGGAGCGUGAGAAAGAUCAGAAGGAGCAGGAGAAGAAGGCGGUGUAUGAUCGCUGGGGAAAGGGUUUGAAGCAAGUUGAGGAUUUUCAGCAGAAGAUGGAUGAAGAGAUCCAUGAGAUGAGUAAACCCGUGGCACGAUAUUCAGACGACAAGGACUUGGACAACUACCUGAAGCAACAGGAGCGCGAAGGGGAUCCAAUGCUUGAGUACAUACGACAGAAGGAGCGUGAGAAGCAAAAGGACAGCAAGACGGCCACCAUGCCAACAUACAGAGGCCCAUAUCAAGAUAAUCGAUUCAAUAUCCGACCAGGGUAUCGUUGGGAUGGCGUGGAUAGAUCCAAUGGGUACGAGAAGAAAUGGUUUGAUGUGCAGAAUAAAAAGAAAGCUCUUCAGGAGGAGGCGUAUCGCUACAGCACCGAAGAUCUCUAAUUAAAAUAAAAAAAACAAUACUUUAUGCAAAAAAGAAUUUAGUGUGAAGGACACACAGCAAAAUGGAAAUAAAUUAAAAUAAAAUUGAGAUUUUAGAGCUGA
Molecule: messenger RNA, 2409 nt
Organism: Lutzomyia longipalpis
Lineage: Eukaryota; Metazoa; Arthropoda; Insecta; Diptera; Psychodidae
Product: BUD13 homolog
Exons: 2
Coding region: 13-2307 (764 amino acids)
Biological process (GO): mRNA splicing, via spliceosome
Cellular component (GO): RES complex; U2-type spliceosomal complex
Molecular function (GO): RNA binding
Source: RefSeq, a predicted model, not a curated record